Molecule: messenger RNA, 510 nt
Organism: Jaculus jaculus (lesser Egyptian jerboa)
Lineage: Eukaryota; Metazoa; Chordata; Mammalia; Rodentia; Dipodidae
Product: lithostathine-1-like
Exons: 5
Coding region: 1-510 (169 amino acids)
Biological process (GO): antimicrobial humoral immune response mediated by antimicrobial peptide; response to peptide hormone; positive regulation of cell population proliferation
Molecular function (GO): signaling receptor activity; oligosaccharide binding; peptidoglycan binding
Source: RefSeq, a predicted model, not a curated record
AUGGCUCAGAGGAACAUAUACUUGAUUCUGGUCUCCUGCCUGGUGUUCCUGUCUCCAAGCCAAGGACUGGAAGCUGAGGAAGACCAGCCUUCUGCUCACAUCACCUGCCCAGAAGGUGCCAAUGCUUAUGGUUCCUACUGCUACUACUUCAUGGAAGAGCGCAUGACCCGGGCUGACGCAGAUCUCUUUUGCCACAAUAUGAAUUCAGGCUACCUGGUGUCUGUGCUUAACCAGGCUGAGGCUUACUCUGUGGCUUCCCUGAUUAAGGACAGUGGGACUAGAGACUUCAACUUCUGGAUAGGCCUCUAUGACCCCCAAAGGAAUCAUCAUUGGCACUGGAGCAGUAGGUCCCCACCCAUCUACAAAUCCUGGGCCAUUGGAGCCCCAGAUAAUGCUAAUCGUGGUUACUGUGGGACUGUGAUUUUAAACUCAGGAUAUAUGAAUGGAAGAAUGAGUUUUGUGAGGCACUGUACUCUUUUGUCUGCCAAUUCAAAAGCUAACAUCACCUAA